AUGGCUGACCAAACUGAAAAAAUUACCGAACAGUUGCAAAAGACGUACCUUGACGAGGUAACUGGAGAGCAAGUUUCCAAAUCAGAGCUAAAGAAGCGUCAGAAACUUCGUGCUUUGGAGACCAAGAAGGCCCAGAAGGCAGCCAACGCUGCAGCUACUGCUCCCAAGGUCGCUAAGAAGAAGGAUGAUCUAGCUGAUUUGAACCCCAACCAGUAUUUCGAAAUUCGUUCUAGGCAGAUCGAUGAACUCAGAACUGACCUACGUGGUGCAAACAAUCCUUAUCCUCACAAAUUCCACGUGACGCUGAGAUUGGAUCAAUUCCAAGCCAAGUACGCUCACCUCAAAAGAGGUGAAACUCUACCAGAGGAAACUGUUAGUGUCGCUGGAAGAAUCCAUGCUAAGCGUGAAAGUGGAUCCAAACUUAAGUUUUACGUUCUACACGGAGAAGGUGUUCAGGUUCAAAUUAUGGCCCAGGCUCAAGAUGCUGAUGGUGAUUACGAGAAGAUGCAUGAACUCCUGAGAAGAGGUGAUAUAAUUGGUGUUACUGGAUAUCCAGGUCGUACUUCUCCUGCUAAAGGUGGUGAAGGUGAAAUUUCUGUCUUUGCUCGUAAGGUCAAGCUGUUGACCCCAUGUUUGCACAUGUUGCCUACUGAUCACUUCGGUUUCAAGGACCAAGAAGCCAGAUACAGAAAACGUUACUUGGAUCUGAUUAUGAACGAUGCAACCAGAGACCGUUUCAAGAUUAGAUCUAAAAUUAUCUCCUACAUCCGUCGCUUCUUUGACGAAAGAGACUUCAUUGAAGUAGAAACUCCUAUGAUGAAUGUAAUCGCCGGAGGUGCUACUGCUAAGCCAUUUAUCACACACCACAACGACCUUAAUAUUGACAUGUACAUGCGUGUUGCUCCUGAACUGUUUCUUAAAGAGCUGGUUGUUGGUGGUAUGGAUCGUGUUUACGAGAUCGGACGUCAAUUCCGUAAUGAAGGUAUUGAUAUGACUCACAACCCCGAGUUCACCACCUGCGAGUUCUAUCAGGCUUAUGCUGACGUAUACGAUUUAAUGGAGACGACUGAGCUUCUUUUCUCCGAGAUGGUCAAGGAGAUCACUGGUGAUUACAAGAUCCCAUACCAGCCAGACGGUCCUGAAGGAGAAACCUUGACCCUAGAUUUCAGCCGUCCAUGGAAGCGAAUUAACAUGAUCGAGGAGUUGGAGAAACGUUUCGACGUCAAGUUCCCUCCUGGAGACGAAUUGCACACCGCAGAGACCGGAGAGUUCCUCAAGAAUAUCUUGAUUAAACACAAAAUGGACUGCCCACCACCUUUGACCAACGCCCGUAUGUUGGACAAGCUUGUUGGAGAGUUGGAAGACACCUGUACUAACCCAACUUUCAUUUUUGGUCACCCUCAAAUGAUGUCUCCUCUGGCCAAAUACGACCGUGAGAUUCCAGGUCUGUGUGAAAGAUUUGAAGUGUUUGUUGCUACCAAGGAGAUCGCUAAUGCUUACACAGAGUUGAACGAUCCAUUCGACCAAAGAUCUCGUUUUGAAGAGCAAGCUCGUCAAAAGGACCAGGGUGAUGAUGAAGCCCAGUUAAUUGAUGAAAUUUUCUGUAACGCUUUGGAAUACGGUCUUCCACCAACCGCAGGUUGGGGAUGUGGUAUCGACAGACUGGCUAUGUUCUUGACCAACUCCAACACUAUCAGAGAGGUUCUGCUCUUCCCAACCUUGAAACCCGACGCUCUCACCAAGGGUGAAGAAAAGGAACAAAACUAG
Molecule: messenger RNA, 1767 nt
Organism: Komagataella phaffii GS115
Lineage: Eukaryota; Fungi; Ascomycota; Pichiomycetes; Pichiales; Pichiaceae
Product: Lysyl-tRNA synthetase
Exons: 1
Coding region: 1-1767 (588 amino acids)
Biological process (GO): lysyl-tRNA aminoacylation
Cellular component (GO): cytosol; cytoplasm
Molecular function (GO): lysine-tRNA ligase activity; ATP binding; tRNA binding
Source: RefSeq, a predicted model, not a curated record